AACAGGCUACCCAGUGCUUUGAGGUUUACGUCAAAUACUGUUCCAAUCAGAUCUAUCAGGAUAGAGCGUUAAGAAAUCUAAGGUAAGCUGAAAAAACAGAUAGCGUUUGUAUUUUUUUAGUCAGUAGGGCCUAACUAGUCUCACCUUGCUAGAAGAGCCUUUCUUUCACUUGCUCGAUUUUGCCGUACUUGAGUGAGACUACAUCAGGGUUCGUACAGGUCAUUGGAAAACCAGGAACGGAGUCGUGGAAUCUAAGAAUUGCAUUUUCCAGGCCUGGAAAGUCAUGGAAUUUAAUUGUCGGCCUUUGAAAGUCCUUGAAAAUUGAAAUUUUGUUUGGCAGACUCGUUACUGCCGAUGACAAAUCAAGGACAAUUAACAAUUAUUCUUUGAAAUCGAGGUGAAUAGUGGCAAAAUAUUUGCCGAGCCGCGAAAGCGGCGAGGUAAAUAUUCCCAAAGCCACUAUUCACCGAGAUUGAAAAGAAUAAUUGUUUUAGUAUAUACACACGAAGUGAUCUCAACAAAAUCAGAGAGGAAACCAUUAAAAAGUACAAUUUGAUUGACAGAUCAAAUCACGCGUAAGUUUAAAAAUAGAUCUUUGUAGAAUUUUCAAACAUGGCAAUUCACAAGUUUAUCAUUUCGCCAACAACAGCGUAAUGGCUUAAAUGGAACCGAUAAAAGUUUGAACUGUUUCCUUACCUGAGAAGAAAAGUAGAGCUUUGUUUUUUUCUGUUGACUCGCCAAGUUUAUAGCCAAAAGGGCUUGUUGUGUCGUUCUUCGCAUGAAGUGCUGACAAAAAUGGCCGGCUCGGUUGCUCGAGGUAAGACGUCGUCUUCCUGUAUCAUUCUUUUUCCCGUUAACUUGAAACGUAGAAUUUCUGCAAACAUUUCCUUUUAAAUUUGUUUGUCAUAAAUAAACUUCGAUUUUUGAGCCAAAAUUUUCUUCUUAGAAAACGCUGAGUUCACGAAACGGCUUCUUCUACGCGAAUACACGGGAGUUGUAAACAAUCCAUCGAGCACAAAACUCAGCUACAGUAAAUUGAAAAACGCCGUAUUGAAUCCUUCCAAGUCUUUUCUUGCCUUUAAAAAAGUCAGCGCUAGGAUUUUGUCGACUUUUAAAAGAUUGUUCUCUAAAAAAAGGGGAAAAACACCGAGCUCACACAUUAUCCACUCGCUAGGAGGUGAAUAUUGUUGAAUAGUCCGAGAUAGCGAACCAAUCAGAUUGCUUAAAUCACCAAGAUCACUGAGUUUGUAUAUACUAAUGUAAGAUAGAGCGAAGUGACUGAACAGCGCAAACGGCACUCAUUUUGCUGGACACCAGAGUUUGUGUCUGUUGAACUGUUUAAGGUCGGAAAUACCCUAAAACACAAAAGCUUUAAAAAUAAGUGACAGCUAAAGCUAAGGUCAUAGAAAAAGUCAUGGAGAGUCCUGAAAUUUGAGGAGCUCAAAAGAGUACGAACCAUGCCGCAUGAAUAGAGCAAAAUCUUUGUUGAGCAGCUUGAUGCUAGGAUACAGCUUCAAACCCAGGCUUAAUGUCUGUGUGCUAAGUACAGCGGGCUCAGUCACGACCACCCGAUAGACGGAUGUUCGCACUCAAAAACCGGUUUGACAAAAAAUCAACAUUUACUCGUCCAGAAAUUUAGGUUUCGGCGACUUCAAAGGCUUUACGCGAUUCAGGCAGAGCCUUUUUUCUCCUCCUCACUCUAUAAGGCAAAAAGGGGCUCUACUCACAGGGUGAACCAAUCUAAAAACAACUGGUGCAAGCAAGAACAACAAAUAUUAAACAGCUGUUAUCGUAAGAAGCAGCGCAGUGGCGGAUCCAGACCUUCAGAUAAGGGGGGGGGGAGGGGCGGUCAUCCAGAUCUUGAGAUAAGGGGGUGCCGCUCUCACUCGUUAGUGUCUUUCACGAGUGUCUCAACUCGGAUCAUAGAAAGAAAAAUAAAAUCAGUCGUCGUCACUUACCUUUCACCCGCCAUUUUGUUUUUUUCUCAAGAACUCGUGGUUGCGUAAAUUAACUUUAUUUUUAUUUUUAUUAAUUUUAAUGAUACAUUAGUGAUCAGCACACAUACACUUCCAGUGAACAUUUUCAACUUGGAACAAAAGACAUUUUCAUGCCCCGGGCGAGAAUCGAACUCGCGACCCGGCUUCAUUUUGCCAACAAGUCGAUGAUUGGACGCUCUUAAAAAUAACUGAGAAAAUUAUCCAAAGAAAUGUUUUUUAACAAAAGAAAAAGAAACCCGGGUUAAGCGCUGAUCGGCCUUCAAACGCCCAGUAAAACAUCUAUUGCGCCAGUAAAACAAAAAGUUCUUUUUACACGCCCGAAGCACUCUGGCCAGUGUCUCCUCAAAUAACAAGCACAUGAGACGAACCAUACGAUAGCACGCUGAUCACUAGCCUUCAAAACCUUUUCAUUAUGAUACACAGUUUAAAUGGAGGUUUCGCUGUACGCAACCCUUGCGUUCAAAACUACCAUAAUCAUAGUUAUCUAUCGCAAGAACCAUCCACCCUUUCCCCUCAACUGCUACCUGUACGCCUAGCAAACGUAGCGAACGCACUCUCCUAAGCUCCGAUUACUCCUAGUCACUAUCAGUAAAUCAUUCGUAUGAGUAGCCAUGUAAUCAUAUCCUUUUCAGAUCUACCCAGUGUGGUUAUAACUGGUGGAACCUCCGUCAAAACAGUUUCAGUAGGAAAGAAUUUGACUCUAGAAUGCAUCGCGAAUGGAACCCCACAACCAGAAAUACAAUGGACCAGCGUCGAUGGUCUGCUUCCAGAGGGACCCAUUUCAAAAGGAGGACAGCUGAUUUUUCCGCGCGUGCGGCUUGCCUAUGGUGGUGUAUAUAGGUGCAAAGUCACUAACAGUGCUGGCUCUGUGCAAUCUGAAGUAGCCAUCUUUGUGCAAGGUUGGUGUUUUCUGUUUGUUCUUUUCUGCUGUUACCUUUCACGUUUACUGGUCUGUAAAAGAAAUAAAAGCUAAUGCAAGUAAAGCUAAAAAACGCUCGAAAUAUUUGACCCUCAUUUGCAAAGACAUCCACAUUUGUGGGGAAAAGGAAUGGUUCACUGGUUUGUCAACCGAGUUGAUAAGCCACGAUAAUAAGACAAGAUAAAAAGGCGAAAGCUGGCGAUUUAGUGUCCUCAUGUCAGACCAAGUGAGGAAGGCAUGGAAACAUAAGCCUGCUUUAAAUCUUACUGCCGUAAACCAAAAUGACCUUAUCCGAUUGAAUUUUUUGGAACUACCACCCAACCACCCCAACCUUACGGUUACAACUAAUAUCCAUCUGCAAAGAUUGUGCAGUUUUAUGACGAUGUUACUAUUAAACAUUGUGUUAUUAACUCGAGUGGCAAGACUGUACUCUAUUGACUCUUAGAGACCCCCAAGGUCAUGGUUACUCCACAGAAGUCACGUGUGAAAACCGGUGAGACCGUGCAAUUCACUUGCAUCGCUAGCAGCUCCCCGUCACCAGACCUAACAUGGCGGAAAGUUAACGGAUCGCUUCCAGUCAGCAGUACAGUGCAAAGAGGAGUUCUAAAGAUUGCCAAUGUGACUCAAAAGGAUGCUGGGAGUUACAAUUGUGAAGCCAAAAAUGUUGAAGGAUCGGCUAAUAGAAGUGGAAUUUUAGAAAUUAAAGGUAAGGUAUCAAAGGGUCGGUUCUUUGGAAGUAAUUUUACUUUAACCUCCCUCCUUGUUUCAUGUCUUGAUUUUGACGAAUUUUGGAGCAAAAAUUUUACAGUGGCUUUCCUCCUAUACAUUUUUCCUGAUGCAAUUUCAGCGCGAAAAGCUACGAAUGUUCUUGCGGUGAUGAUGAGGGUUAGUUUGGGGAGUUUCUGCUAAGCACACUUCGCGCCAAUGACAAGAAGACACCUUUGCUAUGAUAUUUACUCUAACCAUAACUUAGUAAUGGUCACCAACCAUUUGUAUCUCUACCUUUUCUUUAUCUCUUCUUAGUGACCGUUCCACGAUUGACACAGGAACCUCUGUCCUACCUCAGUGUACAGACAUUAACAGACGAGCCACUUAAUUUCACGGUUGAAAUUGUGUUCAUACCGGAGAUGGCGGAUGGGCCGAUUCUGUUCAACGAUCAGCUAACAAAUGGCUCUGUUGGAGACUUCAUUUCAUUUGGAAUGUCAGACAGAUUUGCUGAAUUUAGGUAAUGGGGUUGUAUUCACAAACAGGGACGAAGAGAAUCCUUCUUGAUCCUCGCCAGUAGUCCUGUGAGGCUUAGCUCUAGCAGGAGUCUGCCCUCGCAAGCUAUUUUUUCCAUAAAGCCUUUGGUUACUCACAAAUCUUUUGUCGAAGUCAUUUGAAAACGAAUGCAAAAAUAGGAUCUGAAUUAAUUUUGUUACUGUAAAACCCUGAAACAGCAAGGUAACCAGACUAUCGUAUUACUAACCAAGUCUAUCAUAUUCCAUCUUGGCUGCAGUCAUAUAGCCAAGCCUUAAAGCGGAGCUUCCAUUUAAUACAACACUUUAUGUUCCGGUUUGGGGGUUGCAUCAUGCAUUCUGACUGUUCCAGUGACUUAUUCCAAGAGCCGCAUCACGUCAUAUGUAUCAACAUACUUAGCACGAACACAUCAUUAUAAGAUGGGGUAGUUUACUUGCAGAUUGUGUGUUGGUUGGACUUAUAAUCCUAUUGUCAAUUUUUACAAGUGUAAUAUAAAUGUGUAGCCAUUUUCCGUGAGCACAGAUUGAAGAAAAAAGACUCCGCUUCAGCGCAAGCCUCCCACAUAUACUCUGGGCUCCGUUGCCCCAGGCUAACAAAGUAUACUUGAAUAUCUCCUCCCUGGUGAAGCUGACCCGGCACAUUAGAGAGUAUUACGAUGUUUUUUUUUCGAAAUGGGCUAUAUCCACGUUGUAGUGGCUGUGCAUGUCGGUUUAGGCUUAAAACAUUCUUGAUCUUAACCUAACUGUGAUGCACAUGUUAUAAUCCAGUUUUAUCCUUGGUUGAUAUUUUUUUCCUUUUUUGGAAGUAUGGUAACGUAAGAAAAGAGUCUGAAACAAACUAAAUUAAAUAUAAACCAAGGUCAAAAUUGAAGAGAACUUAUCCGUAUUUAGAUUCAACCUUGGCUUUGAGCCUGCAAUCAUUCGAAGCCGGCAACCAUUGAGCCUGUAUGAGUGGCACAGAGUCGUCUUAUCACGUACCAGGAAGGAAGGAAAUCUCACC
Porites lobata is the source of this 5154-nucleotide messenger RNA. The record is from the annotation of a GenBank genome assembly. NCBI's taxonomy places the organism in Eukaryota, Metazoa, Cnidaria, Anthozoa, Scleractinia, Poritidae.